Elaeis guineensis (African oil palm) is the source of this 1539-nucleotide messenger RNA. Lineage: Eukaryota; Viridiplantae; Streptophyta; Magnoliopsida; Arecales; Arecaceae. The record is from RefSeq and is a predicted model, not a curated record.
AAAAUUCCCAAGCCCGCCUUUCCCUCCCGGAUUUUGAGCGAAUCAUCAUCAGACAUGGCCAGCUAGCCCGCACUCGUAAAUGACGGUGGAGAUGGGUGGGCCGUAUACCGAAGGGGUUCCAGUUUCCCUUUAAAAUCCCGUCUCGUGCAAACCCUAGUUCCCCCUCUCUUUCGCCCGCCAUCGCCUCCUUUCCGCCCUCCCUGAACCCUUCCAAAACCCUACUGUUCCUCCUCUGCUCUCGUAUCGAUCGACAUGGAGUUCUGGGGUGUGGAAGUUAAGCCUGGUGAGAUUGUUAAGUGUGAUCCUGGAGAGGAUAAAUAUUUGCAUCUUUCUCAGGCAUCACUUGGGGAAGUAAAGAAGGACAAGGGAAAUGAGAAUGUACCUAUCUUUGUGAAAUUCAAUGAUCAAAAAUUAGUCCUUGGAACUCUUUCUGCAGAGAAAUGUGCUCAAAUUUCAUAUGAUUUAGUAUUUGAGAAGGAAUUUGAAUUAUCUCACAGCUCCAAGAAUGUGAGUGUCUAUUUCUGUGGCUAUAAGACUGUUGUUGCAGAUGAUGAUGAAGCUGAUGACUUUCCAGAUGGUGACUUUGAUUCUGAUGAGGAUAUUCAAGUAGCACAGAAGGUUAAUGGCAAAACUGAGGUUAAAGAUGAGCAGGCAAAGCCUUCAACUGGAAAGGUCAGUGUUAAGGCAGAUGCUUCAGCUGCCAAGCCCAAGGUUAAGAUAGAAAAAGCAAGAAAGGCUGAUAAACAGAAUGCAGUUGAGGAUGAUGAAGAUGACGGCGACGAUGAGUCUGAAGAAGAUGAGGAUGAGUCUGAGGAAGUAUCUGAUGAUGAUGAUGAGGACAUGGCUGGAGCAGAGGAUGACAGUGAUGAUGAAGAUGAGGACGCAAACUCUGAUGAGGAAGAUGAAGCUACUCCCAAGAAGACUGAAAGUGGCAAGAAGAGACCGGCAGGUUCUGCUUCAAAGACGCCUGCUCCAGAGAAGAAGGCAAAGUUAGUAUCCCCAGUUGGAAGCCAGAAAACAGGUGGUGAUGGCAAGAAAGGUGGCCAUGCUGCGACCCCCCACCCUGCCAAAUAUGCUGGGAGGACACCUGCAGGCAGUGACAAGUCUAAGCAGCAAACCCCCAAAUCUGCCGGCUCAGUCAGGUGCAAGUCAUGCAGCAAAACUUUUAACAGUGAGAAUGCUCUUCAAGCUCAUACAAAAGCCAAGCAUGGCGCUGCCAAGUGAUCUGUGCAAAUAUAGAUCGUGGAAAAGGUAUCUAAGGGAGGAGAUGGCAGCAGAUGCUAAACAUGGUUGGUACUUGGAUGUGCCUGUGGAAGUGGUUACCUACUUGGAUGUCAUCAUUUGGUUUUUUGGGUAUUUCAAUUUUCUGCAUUUUAUUUUUAGAAUAGGAGCCGGUCUCCCGAUGCAGUACCUUGAGUAGACCUUGAUUAUAAUGCUUUUUGGGAGGAUCAGAUUUUUCUAGUUUAGUAUGUAUGAGUACAUGAUUGUUCUGGAAUAAGAUAAGGAUGUCUGGCAUCUUUUAAAGUAUUGUUUAGUAAA